AUGACUUCGCAUUCAUACAACGCCGAAUCCCUCUUCCGGGUCGAUGGCCUCGUUGCCAUCAUCACUGGCGGAGGCUCUGGUUUGGGCAGAAUCACGGCCCACGCUCUCGCUGCCAACGGAGCCAAGGCUGUCUACGUUCUUGGACGACGAGAAGAUGCUCUUGUAGCAACGAGAGACACGAGUCCCAGUCCAGAGAUUAUCAGACCCGUCGUCUGCGAUGUCACCUCCAAAGACUCUCUGAAAGCGGCCGCGGAUCGAGUCCGUGAGGAGCUGGGCUACUGCGAUGUCGUCUUUGCGAAUAGCGGAGCGAUCACGACGGAUAACUCGAGCAUCAUAAGCAACUUCAACAACCUCGAUGUCAAGUCCCUCCAAGAGGGCCUUUGGGCGUACGACAUGGAAGAUUUCACGCAGUCUUUUCACGUUAACGUUACCGCGGCCUUCUACACUGUUCUUGCAUUCCUGGAUCUGCUUGAUGAGGGAAACAAGAGAGCAGUCGUGCCGCAAAAGUCCCAAGCCAUCAUCACGGGCUCUGUAGCAUCCUAUGCACGCCUACCCAAGGCAGGAUUCGCCUACGGCUCCAGCAAGGCAGCAGCAGUGCAGGUGGCCAAGCAGCUCGCGACGCUGCUGGCACCGCAUAAGAUCAGAGUCAACUCGAUCGCGCCAGGAAUAUACCCCAGCGAGAUGACUGAGCGCGAUAUCAAAGCCUCGUCCGCGGAUGUUCGACAAGAAGGGAGUUUUCCUGCGUCCUUUGUGCCGCUGGAGCGGUUUGGCACGGAGGAAGAGUUUGCGGGAGCGAUGCUGUUUCUGACGAGCAAGGCGGGAGGAUACGUGGAUGGGAGCGUGCUGGUGACGGACGGGGGACGGUUGAGCAUCGUCGCAUCUACGUAUUGA
Trichoderma gamsii is the source of this 891-nucleotide messenger RNA. RefSeq names its product short chain dehydrogenase/reductase family. The transcript has a single exon. The coding region runs from base 1 to 891 and encodes 296 amino acids. Gene Ontology annotation, molecular function: oxidoreductase activity. NCBI's taxonomy places the organism in Eukaryota, Fungi, Ascomycota, Sordariomycetes, Hypocreales, Hypocreaceae. The record is from RefSeq and is a predicted model, not a curated record.